AUGGAAUGGCGAUGCUCCACGCCUGUGUUGUUGUUUUCAUGCAGUGGCACGCGUAAACAUUUCGAUGUCAGCUACCAACUAGUCAAUACCUGUAUAUUUCACCCUGAAUCUAACAAGCUUCAAUACGAACUUAUUUCUCUAUAUACACACCUCAAGCUGCAGCAUCCCAAAGAAAGCCAAGAAUCGAUGGCAGUCAAGGACAUUAGACCAGAUGUACUAGCUGUGCCAUUUCCAGCACAAGGGCACGUCAUGCCACUCAUGAAAUUGUGUCGAAAACUUGCGAAUCGUGGGAUUAAGGUUACAUUUGUUAACGCAGAACACAUAUAUGAAAAAGUAAUUACUGCAAUGUCCGAGGAAGAUAAGGAGAAAAGUCACUUAGAACUACUUUCGAUUCCUGAUGGACUGCAGACUGAGGAAGAUAGAAAAAAUGGGUUGCUAGAAAGUCUCAGAAGAACCAUGCGGGGAAAUUUGACGCGUUUGAUUGAAAAGAUUAACUGUGAAAACAGUGAUGAAAAGAUUAACUGUGUCAUAGCUGAUACGACAUUAAUUGGGUGGAUACUCGACGUUCCCAAAAAGGUGGGAGCUGAGACUGUAGCCUUUCAACCAGGUGCAACCGCAGACAUGGCCCUCAUUCUUCAAAUUCCAAAGCUUAUUCAACUAGGAAAUCUGGAUGCUAAUGGAUCUAUCAUGAAAAAUGAAAUGAUCAACCUGUCCAGUGAAAUACCGUCAUGGAGAAACAGUGAACUUCCCUGGGGCGUCUCAAGUGACUUAAAGGCUCGAAAGAUGGUCUUUGAAUGCUGCCAGACUGCUCAACAAGCACUACAUCAAGCUAAGUGGCUGAUCUGCAAUACAUUUUAUGAACUUGAAUCAUCAGCUUGUAAUUUGAUUCCCAAUAUUUGCCCUGUCGGCCCAUUGCUUAGUAGUAAUAGUUCUUCCAAUGGUGGGAGCAUUUGGGCAGAGGACAGAACUUGUUUAAAUUGGUUAGAUAAACAACAAAUUGGCUCAGUGAUCUAUGUUUCUUUCGGAAGCUUAGCUGUUUUGUCUCAGGAACAAUUUCAUGAACUGGCUUUGGCUCUUGAACUUUGUGGUCGACCCUUUCUAUGGGUUUUCAGAUCGAACUUUGCCAACCCAAAUGACUUUGAGCAAAGAGUAACAGAACGCGGAAAAAUGGUCGAUUGGGCACCUCAAGAAGAAGUGUUGGCUCAUUCUUCUGUGGGCUGUUUCUUAAGCCAUUGUGGGUGGAACUCAACUAUGGAGGGUAUAAGCAUGGGGGUCCCCUUCUUGUGUUGGCCCUACUUUUUAGAUCAAUUUCACAACCAGAAUUAUAUUUGUGAUAUGUGGAAGAUUGGUUUGAGGCUGAACCCAGAUGAGAAUGGACUCAGAUCAAGGCAUGAAAUUAACACUAAAAUAGAAAUGUUGUUUUCUCACAAUAGUAUUAAAGCCAAUGCUUUAAAAUUGAAGGAAGUGGCUCUCAGGAGUAUUUCCCAGUCAGGAACUUCUUUUCAGAAUUUCGAAACAUUCGUUGAUUAUCUGAAAAAAUGAAGAGGAUUGUGUUUGUCUAGUUUUAUUUCAUUAAUCGAUAAAUAGUCUUGUCGUG
Molecule: messenger RNA, 1597 nt
Organism: Olea europaea var. sylvestris
Lineage: Eukaryota; Viridiplantae; Streptophyta; Magnoliopsida; Lamiales; Oleaceae
Product: UDP-glycosyltransferase 83A1-like
Exons: 2
Coding region: 1-1542 (513 amino acids)
Molecular function (GO): UDP-glycosyltransferase activity
Source: RefSeq, a predicted model, not a curated record